This is a messenger RNA of Hymenoscyphus albidus, 698 nucleotides long. Lineage: Eukaryota; Fungi; Ascomycota; Leotiomycetes; Helotiales; Helotiaceae. The record is from the annotation of a GenBank genome assembly.
AUGCAUACGCAUGAUGAGAAGCUCUCUGUUGCUACAAAGGUUUGUACAAGCUAUCAAUAAUUGUAUUGACCUUUGCUAACACAAUUUCCAGGCAGAGGGUGCGAUCAAGAAGUCCGAGGGUGCCAUCACUGGCAAUGCGGCCAAGAAGGUAUGUCUGGUGCCGUAGCUGAGGAGUACUCGUUUUGCUAACUAUGCCAGCCCUCGCCGCGCCGCCGCAUGGCCAAUGGUGCAUCCGAUCAAAUGGUUUCUCAGGAAGUCGACGGUGUCGGCUGGGGAAGCAUGAUACACAGGUAAAUAUUAUUUCUCUUCCUUUGAUCGUCCGCUUGGAUGUGCUCAUUCCUAAUUCCUGACAAGUUCAUUGACUGAAAUUGCAAUAGCUGGAGUCCGACAGUUCCCAGAUCUCCCAGUAUUCUGGACUCGCCGUCACGAUUGGCAGUCUGGUCAAGCCAUGCAUCCACCGAUCUCUCUACUCAAGUCUCCUCACUACACUCCCUGCCAAGCUCUCUUUGGCAGCAAGAGUGGCGCGUGGAGAUGCUCCCUUUACUGGCUCUCCACAAGACCAAAGCACUCAACCAUCACAACAAAUCAAUCGGCAAGCACCUAAGCAUGUGUCUGUCAACCACACUCGCCACCAAGAUACAGUCAAACAGCAUGGCAAGUCUACACAUAGAUUUCUCCGAGCAAGCUCAAGGGCGUAA